GAACAACCUUGGUCCGCCCCGUGGCACCACUUCCGGGAAUUCCUUCCUGGAUUUGCCUCGUCAACUUUUGCGAUUGUGGAUGGCUGAUGUUUGUGAAAUGGAUUGUGAUAUUUUCUUUGAUUAAUUAAUGAUGAUAUCUUGAUACGUUUGAAUACAGCCUGUUGUUUCAAUGACAGAUGAUUAAACCAAAGUUGAACUAAACAUUUUAUUGCAAAUUCCAAGUUGUAGAACUCCACCAUAACCAUGACUGGCUCCAGUAUCAAUUAUAGUGACAACAUCCCUGUCUCAUUGGUAGAUAGAUUGAUCUGCUACAUCGCACAGAAUCCUAGUACGUACUGUGUGGUGAAUAAAGAAGGGGAACUUGUUAAGUUACGUGACGAUGCCGUACUUAGCACUCCUAUUAGCGAUAAACUUGUAAACUUACAAGCAGAGUCUGGCCAUAUAUCUGAGUCAUUUAUGAAGCUUUUCAGUGACACAAACAAGACACGUCUGGAGAGAAUGAAAGUGUCAGGUUCGAACAUUACCGACAGAUGUUUGUCUUAUGUGCGUAAACAAACUCUUAUUGAAUUGGAUCUAUCACACUGUCAGAACAUCACACCCUGUGCUUUUCAGUGUUUAGAUGAACAGCGACACCUGCAAAUUUUGAAGUUAGAAAACUGUGCAAUUAUCAAAGGGUACAACAGAAUGAAGGAUGUUGCGUUUCGCAAUCUGCGAUUAUUAAAUAUCGCAAACACAGAAAUAAAUGCAGUGCAGCUUUAUUGUCUUAUGAAGGAGCUUGAACAAUUGACAUCAUUGGAUGUGUCAAAGGUUGUCAAGAAUGGAGACUUGAUGUUUUUGAAUCCGCUUCGGGCAUCACUGAAGUCUCUCGUUCUUCAUGACUGCAUGUUGAUUCAAACAAGUCUAGACUAUAUUUGUACAAUGGUUAAUCUAAGACACUUGGAUAUUUCAAAUACAUCAGCUGACAAACUGGACAUUCGGACAGCAUUUCUUCACAGUAUUUGUAGGAAUUUACCGAACCUCAGUUCAUUGGAUUUGUCAGGGAAUAGCGUAGAAACAGAUGGCAAUGGUAAUUUUCCUUACAGAAGAAGUGAUCAAUCAAAAUUGAAGUAUCAUUCUCCAGCCAUGCUUGCAAAAGAGCAGACUGAAGAUUUAAGAACUGAUGCAGAAAUUCUUACAGAAGGUGAUGCGACAAGCUCAAGUAUUGAGGGCUUAAGGUCCUUGCCUAGGCCUUUACAGUUCCUAGGUCUCCUGGGCUGUGCAGCCUGCGAACUGACCUAUCUCCCAGCAAUCAAGGUCGCUGGUGAAGCCAAUGAACAACAAGUCUUGAAUGCCAUCGAGGCUUACGUUAGUCGAAGUGUCUUCCUUCUGAAAGCCCUCAAUGUUUAUUUUGACGUCAUAAAAACAACUAAUUGCAGUGAGAUACCAAGAGCUGCUAAUAUUAUAGCACUUGCCAUGAAAUCACAUCCUCAAGAUUGUCCCAUUCAAAUCUCUGGCAGUGCAUCACUGUAUCAUAUUUCGGGUGAAACUUACGAAAGGAAUUUGUCAUUCACCAUGAAAAGACGUAUCAUCAUCGCUCUGUUGGAUGCAAUGGAAAACAACACGAAAAGUCUGACACUCCAAAGAAACUGCUGUCUCACCCUUUACAACUUCCAGCUACCUUUCGAUCUCCAGUUCCAGUAUAAACGCCUCGCCAAGAUACUCAUAAAUAUCAUAAACAACGAGAGCAUUGAUGGGAUAGUAGAACGACUCUGCGUAUACAUGUGCAACAAUAUCGUAUGUCAUGUAGAAGGGGAGGAGAAGAAACUGAUGGGCGAAUUAGGAGUUGUAAAGAGCAUGCUUGUUUUAAUACGGAAACGUGUAGAAAUAAAAUCCUAUGACGAAGUCAUGGAAACAGCGUGGAGCACGCUCUGGAAUGUUACCGGUAAAGAUGAUACAAGAUUGUGUGUAACUGACUAUCUUGCAAGCUCACAUGCCGUGUUUUUUAAUCACUCUACACAUUGUGAAUGGAAGUUACUUUUAUGUGUGCCUCUUUUUACAAUUCAUUUUAGAUCAUUUGAGCCCAUAUUCCGUCUUGUCGACCAGUUUCAUACACCGGUUUGCCAGUAUUGGUCAGUCUGGGCGUUGACGAAUCUCUGCAAUGUUGACCCCGACAAGUACUGCAGACUUUUGAGGAAAGAAGGUGGCCUGGAGAAACUGUACAAAAUAUUGCACGAUCAUCGGACAAUUGAUAGAGUGAGGGUGCUUGCCGAUCAGACGAUUAACUUGAACAACAACUCAUUGGGUCCUUACACACCACAGAUUUGAUUUAAAUACCAAUGUUAUUAUAAUUAUAAGAAGAUACCUUAAAGGUCUUGAAUUAUGGUUAGUUGUGAAGCAAUAAUGACUAAUAUACCUUGCUGUAUUAACUCAGUUGCAUCAGUUUAUAUUCUAAUAAUAUUAGAGAUUUGGUAUAAAAUGCUAUUGCUUCAAAGAUUAUAUUUACAGUGUUCAAAAAAGUGUAGUAUCUAUAUUACAAAAACCAAAGUAUUGUAACAGAGUAUCUAAUACCCCUUUUACACUGCCAAAGGCAGAAUCGACCCGGGUUACUUCCGGAGUAAUCCCGGGUGCAUUUCCCAUUUACAUCGAAAGAAAAAGUCCGGGUUGAUCCCGAGUUGCUCCCAUUUUACACUGGCAAUGAACUCGGGUUCAAAUACUGCCCUCAGUUUUUGUUGCGAUGGUGAUCAUCACUUCGCUUGAGUUCCUCGUCGUCACAAAGCCACAAUUAUUGUCAAUUAUUGAAGCAGUGUACCUGCAGAUUGUUUUUAAAUUAUGCAAAUUAAAUCAGCAGUUUUGAUAUCAAGUCUAUACCGGAGCGUAGAGGUUUUAAUUUGACAAGUGUCUAGGCCUAGCCCAUUGUAGGCAAAGUUUAGGCCUACCUGACCACAGCUGCGAUAGACGCCAGGUAAGGCCUAAUUCCGGAAUUCGGUGCUGUUUACACUGGCGACUCCGGAAUGCACCCGGGUUGUCCUACGCUGAAUGUUUGGCAACCUGAGUAGGACUUCUUGACGUUUACACUAUAACCACAACUCGGGAGAUUUUAACCCGGGUAUUGGAAAAUCCCGGGUUCCGUCCGGAAUUUUGCUUGCAGUGUAAAAGGGGUAUAAUAUGCCUGGGAUAUAAUUACAUAAAAGCGUAAUAUUAGUAUCCUUCUAAAAAUCACAUUAUUCAAUAUAAUUAUUCUUUUAUGUUGGUGCUGUAUUAAUAAAAUGUUUAUGCCCCAUACAAUUUUAA
This is a messenger RNA of Anneissia japonica, 3270 nucleotides long. Its product is annotated as protein zer-1 homolog. Lineage: Eukaryota; Metazoa; Echinodermata; Crinoidea; Comatulida; Comatulidae. Gene Ontology annotation, cellular component: Cul2-RING ubiquitin ligase complex. The record is from RefSeq and is a predicted model, not a curated record. The coding region runs from base 244 to 2304 and encodes 686 amino acids. The transcript has 11 exons.